GACUUUUUCACGCAUUACCUCAACAUCUCUUACUUACCGCAACCCCAAAAAGCCCUCCUCUCUCAAACUACUCUCCGAAAAAUGGCUAUCAGGAAAUCAAACAAAUUGCCUCAAACAGCAGUUAUCAAGCAGAUCCUCAAGAGGUGCUCAAGCUUAGGAAAGAAACAAGGCUAUCAUGACCAAGAAGGCCUUCCUUUGGAUGUCCCGAAAGGCCACUUUGUUGUAUAUGUUGGUGAAAACAGAAGCAGAUACAUUGUGCCUAUCUCUAUCUUAAGUAGACCCGAGUUUCAAACUUUGCUUCAACAAGCAGAAGAAGAAUUUGGGUUUGAUCAUGACAUGGGCCUCACUAUUCCUUGUGAAGAAGUUGUUUUUCAGUCCAUUCUGGUCAGAUACUGAGCUUGGAGGAAUCUGCAUCAGUGCUAGGCUAUAUUGUUUGUUUGGAGAAAAUUAAGGCAUGGUAGUUAGAGAUGAAGCUGCUUCACUGCUUCUCUUCCUCGAUUUUCUCUUAUAAAAUUUUAAUUUUUUCCCCUCUUAAUUUGACGGUGACUCUGACUGAUCAAAACCCCCGUGAAAUAUCACUGAGUUUAGAUUUGUAAAUCUCGAAGCUUGAAGUUUUCCUCACUGUGGUGUUUAAAAUUUAGCCAACCACUAAAAUUGUACCCUGUGAGAGAACUAAUGCAAGGAAUACAAAUAGGGUUGCUCCCCUUCUUACUCUC
Molecule: messenger RNA, 716 nt
Organism: Populus euphratica (Euphrates poplar)
Lineage: Eukaryota; Viridiplantae; Streptophyta; Magnoliopsida; Malpighiales; Salicaceae
Product: auxin-induced protein 15A-like
Exons: 1
Coding region: 82-396 (104 amino acids)
Biological process (GO): response to auxin
Source: RefSeq, a predicted model, not a curated record